AGAAGGGGUGGCGCCGGGAGCGGGAGCGCUGCACAGCUCCAAGACCCCGGCUCCAGCAACCUACUCCGGGUCGCCAAGCCCGGGAGGCAAUCAUGAAUGGCGAGGAGCAGUACUACGCGGCCACACAGCUGUACAAGGACCCUUGCGCAUUCCAGCGGGGCCCGGCGCCGGAGUUCAGCGCCAGCCCCCCUGCGUGUCUGUAUAUGGGCCGCCAGCCCCCGCCGCCGCUGCCUCCGUUCCCCGGCGCCCUGGGCGCACUGGAGCAGGGCAGCCCCCCAGACAUCUCCCCGUACGAGGUGCCCCCGCUCGCCGACGACCCCGAGGUGGCGCACGUCCACCACCACCUCCCGGCUCAGCUCUCGCUCCCCCAUCCGCCCUCCGGGCCCUUCCCGGAUGGAGCCGAAUCAGGUGCCCUGGAGGAGCCGAGCCGCUUCCAGCUGCCUUUCCCGUGGAUGAAGUCUACAAAGGCUCACGCGUGGAAAGGCCAGUGGGCAGGUAAGCCUGGCUCCCCGCCCCCUUUGUCCUCACCUGCUCUCGACCCGACUGCCCUGACCUCCAAGCGCUCCCCAGGACUCUCUCCCAGACCCCUGGGCUACUGGACCGAGGGCAGCCUCUCAGAGAACCUCGGGAAGCUGAUGCUGGAGUGGAGGGACGACCUGCUGGAGCUCCGCCACCCAGCUGGCCGAGGGACGUUUGUGCCGCGCCACCGGGCGCUGCUGGCGCGCCCAGAUGAGGCGGAGCGCUCCCCGCGCGCUGACGACCGAAGCACCGUCCUGGCUCAGCCAAAGCCGCGGUCCCGGGAUUUGGAAGAGCCCACGUGGGCUCCUCGCCACGCACAUCCUCACGCAGACGCCGCCGAGAGCUGGGGCCGGGAUGCGGAACCCGGGAGAGCGCGCCGCUGUGCGGCCGGGGGCCUCCUGGUGCAGAGCAUCGUGUCACACAGUGCCACGAACAGCCCAUAG
Messenger RNA from Vicugna pacos (alpaca), 962 nucleotides. Lineage: Eukaryota; Metazoa; Chordata; Mammalia; Artiodactyla; Camelidae. The record is from RefSeq and is a predicted model, not a curated record.